GCUCCCUAUCCCUACUUAGAAUUAAUAACAUCAGAAAGGAAAUUCCCUCUCUGUUAACAUAACCUUAAAUUCUUUUCCGAGAUAUAUCAAUUUCAACGCAGUUCUAACCAUUUUCGAAUUAAUAAUCGGCUAUUGCAUGUUGAGAAUUUGUAUUAUAUAAAAAUGCCGACUAUUAAUAUUAAACGUGACUUGUUGUUUAAAACUCUUGGUAAAACAUAUUCGGAUGCCGAAUUUCAAAACUUAUGUUUUGAGUUUGGAUUAGAAUUGGACGAAGUGACAACAGAGAAACAAAUGAUGACAAAGGAGCAAAAUUUAAAUCAUAGUGGAGAAGUAUCUGAAGAAGUUGUAUAUAAAAUUGAUAUACCUGCAAACAGAUACGAUCUAUUAUGCUUAGAAGGUUUAGCUCUUGGACUUCUUAUAUUUCAAAAGCAAAUGGAUAUACCACAAUAUACAAAGAUAUUUCCAAGUACAAACACACAGAAGAUUAUAAUGACAAAGCAGUGUAUGAAAGUUAGAGGGCAUAUUGUUGCAGCUGUUUUACGUGAUGUUACAUUUUCUAAAGAUUCUUAUAACAGCUUCAUCGAUCUUCAAGAAAAAUUGCAUCAAAAUAUAGGUAGGAAAAGAACUUUAGUAUCGAUUGGAACCCAUGAUCUAGACACUGUCAGAGGUCCAUUUUUAUAUGAUGCAAGGCCACCAACUGACAUUUGUUUUAAGCCACUUAAUCAAGAGAUGGAAUAUACAGCAGAAGGAAUUAUGAAUUUAUAUGAAAACCAUGCGCAAUUAAAGCAAUAUCUGCAUAUUAUAAAGGACAGUCCAGUUUAUCCUGUAGUAGAAGACAGUAAUGGAAUCAUUUUAUCACUCCCACCUAUUAUCAAUGGAGACCACUCAAAAAUUACACUCAAUACUAAAAAUAUAUUAAUUGAAUGUACUGCGACAGAUUUAACAAAGGCAAAGGUAGUAUUGGAUACUAUAGUUUGUGCUUUUAGUCAAUACUGUAAAAUAAAAUAUUCAAUAGAAGUGGUGGAAAUUGUGUAUCCUGAUAAACAAGUAUUUCAUUAUCCAGACUUGAAAUAUCGAAUUGAGGAAAUAGAUUGUGAAAAAGCAAUAAAAUACAUUGGUAUAAAACAAACUGCGGAGGAAUUGGCUAAUUUGCUUUCUAGAAUGUCUUUGAAAACAUCUGUUAAAGAUGGUAAUAUAUUAAACAUCGAAGUGCCUCCUACAAGGCACGAUGUGAUACAUGCAUGUGAUAUUUAUGAAGAUAUUGCUAUAGCGUAUGGAUAUAAUAAAAUUGAGAAAACUAUACCGCAUUUAUCUACCACUGCGAAUGAGUUUCCACUGAAUAAAUUGUCUGAUCAACUACGGAUAGAAUUGGCUUGUGCUGGAUUUACAGAAGCAUUAACAUUUUCAUUGUGUUCUCGUGAAGAUGUAGCGGAUAAAUUAGGUCACGAAUUAUUAAACAUACCAGUUGUCCAUGUGUUAAAUCCAAAAACAUUAGAAUUUCAGGUUGCCCGUACCACUUUGAUACCAGGAUUAUUGAAAACGUUAGCUGCAAAUAAAAAGAUGCCACUUCCUCAUAAAUUAUUCGAAGUUUCCGACAUUAUAUUAAAAGAUAACGAUGUGGAAGUUGGUGCACGUAAUAAUCGACAUUUAUGCGCGGUAUAUUGCAAUAAAUCUGACGGUUUUGAAGUAAUUCAUGGUUUAUUGGAUAGAAUAUUACAAAUAUUAGAAGUGCCAUGGAAUGGCAGUAAGAAUACAAAUGGAUAUUAUCUUCGUGCUAUCGAUGAUCCAACUUUCUUCCCUCAUCGUUGUGCAGAAAUAUUAUGUUAUGAUAAAGUGAUUGGAAAGAUGGGAGUUCUACAUCCAGAUGUAAUUUCAAGAUUUGAAUUAAAUACACCUUGCUCUAUAUUAGAAAUUGAUAUCGAAUGCUUUUUAUAAGACAAUUAUAAAACUUAUUGUUUAUAAUAUGUUGGAAUAAAUUAUACAUUUUUCCUAUAA
Molecule: messenger RNA, 1995 nt
Organism: Bombus pyrosoma
Lineage: Eukaryota; Metazoa; Arthropoda; Insecta; Hymenoptera; Apidae
Gene: beta-PheRS
Product: phenylalanine--tRNA ligase beta subunit
Exons: 11
Coding region: 163-1935 (590 amino acids)
Biological process (GO): phenylalanyl-tRNA aminoacylation
Cellular component (GO): phenylalanine-tRNA ligase complex; cytoplasm
Molecular function (GO): RNA binding; magnesium ion binding; ATP binding
Source: RefSeq, a predicted model, not a curated record